Ziziphus jujuba (common jujube) is the source of this 2249-nucleotide messenger RNA. RefSeq names its product scopoletin glucosyltransferase. The record is from RefSeq and is a predicted model, not a curated record. The coding region runs from base 699 to 2159 and encodes 486 amino acids. The transcript has a single exon. Gene Ontology annotation, molecular function: UDP-glycosyltransferase activity. NCBI's taxonomy places the organism in Eukaryota, Viridiplantae, Streptophyta, Magnoliopsida, Rosales, Rhamnaceae.
AUACAAGAGAUACGUCGAUGAUGACGAAUUUUUAACGACCAUUUGCCACAUCCAUGUUCAAAAACAAUAAAAUAAAAUUUUCUAAGAGGAAGAGACAGGCACAGAAAAGAUAGACUAAUGAAUAUAUGGCACCUUUUGACCAACAAUUAUAUUGAAAAAUUCGAUUUUCUCUGUACAAAAUGAACCACAAAUGCAUCAUUUUUUAUUUUUCAUUUCUUUUGGAAUCACAUAUGCAUCAUUUAGCAUGUAAACUAAAACUACCGAACCUUAUUGAACUGGAGUGACAUUUUUUUUUUAGGAUAACUAAGAUUGACUUAUGAGGGAUUCACAUAGUACAUCAAAAGACAUUGGCUCAGGCUCAGUUGCUUGUUGAAGAUACGCCCUACAUUUGUUAUGAUCAUAAUAUAAAUAUAUAUAAUACACAAAUAUUGUCUUUGAAUGCCUCAACCUUCAAUGAUAUAGAAUGAAAGAACUUGCCAACGUUACCCAAAAAAAAAAAAAAAGACAAAGAACCAGUCAAAGAAAGAUACUAUAGAAUUCAAGACCUUUGGGAAUCCAAAAGAGCUUUUGAAGAAACAAAGAAGAAAGUAGGAGCUUGUAGGGUUAGAGUAAACCUCUAUUUCUUUUUUCUUGCUUUCUAGCUCCAUUUGUUGCUUUGUUGCUUUUCAUAUUCGGUAUUGUUCUCAUAGCAGAGCAUCAUGGCCACCGAAACCGAUCCUGUCCAUGUCCUCUUUUUCCCUAUGAUGGCUCAAGGCCACAUGUUACCAACCAUAGACAUGGCCAAACUCUUUGCUCAGAGAGGCAUCAAAACCACCAUUAUCACAACCCCACUAAACGCCCCACUUUUCACCAAAACAAUCGAGAAAUCCCACAACUCUACCCUCCAGAUCAGCCUCAAAGUCAUCAAAUUUCCAGCCAAAGAGGCCGGUUUGCCUGAAGGCAUUGAGAAUAUUGAUUCGAUCACGAACGAGGAUUCUAACUGGAAAUUCUUCCACGCCAUUUCUUUGCUCCAACACCCUUUGGAUCAUCUUCUUCAAGAGCUACGCCCUCAAGGCCUAGUUGCCGACAUGUUCUUCCCCUGGGCUACUGAUAUUGCUUCCAAACACGGAAUUCCUAGGAUUAGUUUCCAUGGUACGAGCUUCUUCGCUGCGUGUGCCAUGGACAGCUUAGCACGACACCAACCGCACAAGAAUGUUUCAUCGGAGACUGACCCUUUUGUCUUGCCUGGUUUGCCCGACCGAAUCGAGCUGGUAAAAUCCCAAAUCCCAGAUAGUGUUCGAGAUGGAUCCCAAGACGACGACUUCACGAAAUUACAACGAAGUGCUAAAGAAGCCGAAAAGCGAAGCUUUGGAAUACUUGUUAAUAGUUUCUACGAGCUUGAACCCGCCUAUGCCGAUCACUACAGGAACGUUUUGGGGAAAAAAGCAUGGCAUAUUGGCCCUGUCUCACUCUGCAACAAGAACAUUGAAGAUAAAUCACAGAGAGGGAAAACAUCCUCCAUUGAUGAGCAUACUUGCUUGAAAUGGCUCAAUUCCAAAAAACCCAAUUCGGUUGUCUAUCUGUGCUUUGGAACUACCUCUAAUUUUUCAGCUUCUCAACUCCAUGAAAUUGCAAUGGGUCUUGAGGCAGCUGAGCAGGAAUUCAUCUGGGUUGUGAAGAAGCAAAAAGGUGAAGAAGAUGAAAAGGAAGAUUGGGUACCAGAAGGAUUCGAGAAAAGGAUAGGAAAUAAGGGAUUAAUCGUAACAGGUUGGGCACCCCAAGUUCUGAUUCUUGAUCAUGAAUCUGUGGGAGGAUUUGUGACUCACUGUGGUUGGAACUCGGUGCUUGAAGGUAUCAGUGCCGGGCUUCCAAUGGUGACAUGGCCGGUAUUCGCUGACCAAUUCUACAACGAGAAACUGAUCACUGAUGUUUUGAGAAUUGGAGUUGGUGUUGGUGCUCGGAAAUGGGUUAUGAUGGUAGGGGAUUUUGUGAAAAGGGAACAGAUUGAGAAGGCGGUAAAGGAGAUAAUGAUUGGUGAAAAAGCAGAGCAAAUAAGAAGCAGAGCAAAUAAACUUGGUGAAAUGGCAAGGAAAGCUGUUGAAGAAGGAGGCUCAUCUUACUCAGAUUUGAGCAACUUCAUCGAAGAACUGAAAGGGUCCCAAUUGAGAAAGCAGCACUGAUACUUUACCUUCUUUUUUUUAUUUUUAUUUGUUGUUGUUGUUGUUGUUGUGCUGGUAACCAAACAAGUAAGCAUUCACGCUAAUUUUAUC